Messenger RNA from Electrophorus electricus (electric eel), 2350 nucleotides. RefSeq names its product Yip1 domain family, member 3 (gene yipf3). NCBI's taxonomy places the organism in Eukaryota, Metazoa, Chordata, Actinopteri, Gymnotiformes, Gymnotidae. The record is from RefSeq and is a predicted model, not a curated record. Gene Ontology annotation, cellular component: Golgi apparatus.
ACAGCUAGGCAGCCUCAUAUUGCUUCGUGCUUCACACAUCUUAUGUGGAAUGUAGCUAGCUAGGUGUUUACAUUUGGCAGGAUUAAUCGUUCCGAUUCAACUAGUUAUCUGUCCCUUAAAAUAUAAUGAGCGUUGGUAUCGUAUAGUUGCGUCGUAGUUGUACAACUGUUGAACUUCUAGAUUAGUGCCGUCACAUCAACUGAUAAAAUGUCGGCAUCCGAGGGAACCAAAAACACGAAUACGGAACCAUGGGGUGGUUUUGACGAUAACAUUAUUAUCCAGGGCAGUGGCUCAGCAGUAAUAGACAUGGAGAACAUGGAUGAUACCUCGGGCUCCAGCUUUGAGGAUAUGGGAGAGAUGCACCAGCGAAUGAAGGAAGAGGAGGAGGUGGCGGAGGAGGACGGUGGAGAGGAGGAGGACGGUGGAGAGGAUGGAGAAUUCCUCGGAAUGAAGGGCCUCAAAGGACAGUUGGGCAGACAGGUUGCUGAUGAGGUGUGGCAAGCAGGGAAGCGGCAGGCGUCAAAAGCGUUUAACCUCUAUGCUAAUAUUGACAUCCUCCGACCUUAUUUUGAUGUCGAGCCUGUUCAAGUGAGAAACAGAUUAAUUGAAUCCAUGGUUCCUCUCAGAAUGAUCAAUUUUCCACAGAAAAUUGCAGGGGAGCUUUAUGGACCAAUGAUGCUGGUGUUCACGCUGGUGGCCAUCCUACUCCAUGGCAUGAAAACAUCUGGCACUGUUAUUAGAGAGGGUACGCUGAUGGGCACUGCCAUAGGCACCUGCUUUGGCUACUGGCUGGGCACAUCCUCCUUCAUUUAUUUCUUGGCUUACCUUUGCAGUGCUCAAAUCACCAUGCUGCAGAUGCUGUCUCUGUUAGGCUAUGGGCUCUUUGGCCACUGUGUGGUCCUUUUCGUCACUUACAACGUCCACUUCCACUCCCUCUUCUACAUUCUCUGGCUGGUCAUUGGAGGACUUUCCACACUUCGGAUGGUGGCUGUGCUGAUCUCACGCACGGUGGGUCAGACUCCCCGCCUGCUCCUGUGCGGGACCUUGGCUGCCCUCCAUAUGCUCUUUCUACUUUACCUGCACUUCGCCUACCACAGGAUAGUGGAAGGUAUUCUGGACACCCUAGAAGGAGCCAAUGUUCCUCCUAUCCAGAGAGUGGCCAGAGACCUUCCUAAUGUGGCGUCUGCUGUUAUGAAUGCCACUGUGAAAUCAGUGGCUGUUCUUGUGCACUCACAGUGAUCAAAGACUUGGUACUGACACUUCCUACUGAGAAGUAAAGCCUCUUUGGAUUAUGAACUGGGCAACAGAGAUUGAUGGGGAAAACUGGCACCCCAUCUAUGCCUGAAUCCAGCUGUGGGCUGAAUGUCAUGUGUCUGCCACGAUGUUGGGCAUAAAUUGUCGUGCCAUAACUGGAUUCUUGAGAGAAAGAAGUUUUGAUAAACCAUCCCCACCACUGUGCAUAUGUCUUAAGAAUUAUAAAGCUCAUCUCAGUUGGUUGAGAGUGAAAAUUACUAAAAAUAAGUUUUUAAUGACGACAUCGGACAUAGGAUGUGUAAAAAAUGGGAACACUGGAGACCCAUACAUGCAUGUAAAAGUUCCAUAUAUUUUUUCUGCCAUAUGAUAAACUCAUGUGCUGCCACAUAUUUAGGUGAAAUUCAUGUAAAGGUGUAGGGGACAGGACUUGCACCUUGUGGCAAGUACAUUUUAUUUCAUUUCCAAUUUAGCUGUUUUGUAAACACCCAUCACCUCUGUCACAUGGCGGAAAUGUUGCUAAGACGCUUUAGAAACAGUAGAAGCUACCAUUUCAAACAUCAGUGAAGGAUCCUCAUUAGGUUAAUAAACUAUUAAGAUCAUAGUGCUAUUGAGAGACCUUUUUUUCCAGUCCCGCACCUUUAUCCAUAUGCAGUUAGAAUUUACAAGCUUUCCAAAUUAACAUCCUCAAGAUUUGUGGAAUUUACAAAGACUUAAGCUUAAGUUGGAACACUUUAAAAAACUUAACACUAAUUUUUCUGAGAUCACUUUUUUUUCUUUCUUUUUUUUGGUGAGGACAACUUUGCAAGAUGGCUAUAUCUACAUUUACAGUUAUCUUGAUUAAUCUGACCAAUGUUUUGGUGUAAAUAUACAGUAAUGAUUUAUUUGCGGAUGUUUUAAUAGUGCAUGAGAAAUAUUUUUAAGCCAGUUUUGAUUUAAUCAACCAUUACAUGUACUGUAGUUCAAAUGUCUGUUUGGAGGUAUACAGCUGUCAAAAUAAUGCCUCAUUAUUUUGUCUUGUACAUGUAAGCAUUCUAUUUAUAUAUUUACUGUACAGAAAAGGUAGACUCAAAAAUAAAGUAUUGAAAAGCAAGGGUAA